Molecule: messenger RNA, 1644 nt
Organism: Drosophila takahashii
Lineage: Eukaryota; Metazoa; Arthropoda; Insecta; Diptera; Drosophilidae
Source: RefSeq, a predicted model, not a curated record
CAAAUCAAAGUCAAGGUCAAGGUCGUGUGGAGUGGGUUGGGGUCACGCCCCCUCCGCCCACCGUGGCUGAUUAUGUUUUGAUUGGACGCUGGCUAAAUUAUUUGAUUAAUGGGAAAUGCCAGAAAAUAAACAAAAUUUGCGGCAAAUGUCACAUUUGCAAAUUGGAAAAUCUCCCCAUAUUUGCAAUUGUGCAUAUAUAUCUGCGUAUUUGCUCGGAUCGGGAAUUACAGCUACACGGGUAUAAAUAUAAAUACAUGUGUUUAUAAACAGCGAAGUGGGACGCAUUUUGUGGUCAAUGUAGAAUUUAAUUUGGCAUUGCGUUCUCGAUUAUGUCGCGACUCUUGUUUAUGGCGCUUAUGCAAACUGACAUCAGAUGAUUAGUGGGCGUGGCCCUCUGCUUUGCCGGCGGCCUUGAGCCGCUCAAUGCGCCUUGGCAUUGGCAUUGCAUCAUUAAAAUGCAAAUAACAUUUUGCUCCUUUUGCUAAGCGGCACGUGUGCCGGAGCCUGAAGGAUCCGCAGGAGGAGGAGGAGCAACCGCUCCAUCUUCAUCUUCAGGUGCAAAUAGUUUUCCAACAACUGACAGCAACUUGGCAUUCAACAAUGUUCUUAACCCACGUCUGGGCUGGGAUUCUUGUGGUUUCUGGGUUGAAAGGCUUCAAAAUGUCAGCUUACAGCUUCAGUUUUUGAGCUUUGGUCACAUUGUUGUGCUCCAUUUGCAGUACUUUGUACGCUGGUCACUCUUGUAUCGCCGAAAUCAUCUGAAAAUCUUCGGACGUUAUUUCUUUUGAUAAAAAAAAUUAAAAACUACUUCAUGUUAAGUUUAAAGUAAGCUUUAAAACCAAUUGGUAUUCAGAGUUUUGUUUUUUUUUAAAUUCGAUUUCCAGUUUUUAAAACUAGUUAAAGCUUAAUUGAAAUAUUUUUUAACCAAUCAAAUAUGGCUGUAAAUCGUGUUUUACGAAAAUCAAUAAGAAUAGCACAUCUGGCGUAUAAAAAUCGUGUUGAUAAAGGUUAAAAAGUUAUUUGAAAACCAAAUAAAAUGGCCACACUUUUUCCAUGGUUUACUCCCAAUCCUGUGUCCUGUGUGACAACCCUUUCGCCAUCCAUUUGGUUGCUCCAAAUGCGUGGUCACACUUCCCUUUCGUUUUCGUCGUCUCGUCACUUGUAGAAGGAUAUGUGAACUGGUUGGUAAUUAUGACUCCGCUCGAAACGAAGAAGAAACGCCCCUCGUGGCGGCUGUGGCUGAACGAACUGCCCCGCCAGGGAUCUCGCCCAGGACCCGUCCUCACACUGCGCUACUACAAGCGCAACCCCGCCUUCCGCCCGAGGGCCUCGAUGAACGGUAAUCCGCCGGAAGCCGAGACUCUGGCCUCCAAGUUCCUGGCCACGCGCAACAAGCUGCUCGGCCUGCUGCAUCGUCUAGAGAAGGUGAACACCAUCGUCGAGGAGUCCCGCCGCCGACGCAAUCCCUUCCAGCCGGCGACUCCGAUGGCGCUGGCCUACGAGGAAAUCGAAAAGCAGAUGAUGGAGGGAAUCCUGGGAUGGUCUGAUCACGAGGAAGUCGCCACCAACAAUGCCGUCGGCUUGAAAAUCUAGUUGGAGCACCGGAAAUCGCAAGCUGGAGAGGAAUACUAGAACUACUGGGAA